AUGGCACUCUUUUCACAGCCUGGUCAGCAGGGUUUUCAGGCUUUGCUAUGGAAAUGUCGUGUGUUCUGGCCUGUUUCAAGAUGCCAACAACUGUUUGCUGUCUCUUGCAACAUCCCCGACAGGGAAAAAAUCAAGUAUUUCAGUUUUAUGACAUCUUCCAGCACUGCAUUACCAGUGGACACCAAAGAAAAUAAUGUCUUACCUGCCAAGAAAAGGCCUGAAAGUCACAGUGAAGGAGAAAAAGGAUGGGGUGAGGAGACUAAAGAAAUACCUGAAGGGAAUCUCCACUCUUCUUCCACUGUUGGAGCUGCAAAGAAGUGGUCAGUGAGUCGAGUUGUGUCAAGGCAUCACUAUACCAACAUACAACCUCCAGAGAAACCUUUGCAGGCUGAGGAAUGGAACAGACUAAGAGAGGACUUCCAAUCACCUGAAAUAUUCGAAGAGAUGAUGUUGAACAGUAUGAUCAGGUGCAACAGCCCCAUUGAUGUGGCCAAGUCCCUGCUGACCCACAUGGCACAGCGCAACGGUGACAUUGCAUAUGGUGUGUUGGUCAAAUACCUGACACUGUGUGUCCAGCAGGGACAGACCUCAGAAAUUCAUGAUGUGUAUGACAUAAUGAAAGUCAGGUUUAAGGUCUUAGAAAGUGGGGCCUAUAACCUUCUUAUCAGGGGGAUGAGUAAUUCAGAUCAGUGGAGAAUGGCCUUGACUCUCUUGGAAGAAGUAAAGAAGAUUAUGAUUCCCUCACGGACAAAUUAUGAGUCCUGUAUCAAAGCAGCCUGCCGGCACCAGGAAAUGAACCUUGCCUUUGAACUGUACCAUGAAAUGUUGGCCAAUGAUUUGGUCCCAACCUUGGAUGUCCUGCAGUUCUUUUUUGAGAUCAGCAGGGGUAUGAAAGGUGCUGAGUUACAAAAAGAGCUGUUUGGUAUCCUCUUAUAUUUGAGAGAGAACCAAAUAUACCCUCACAAAACAUUUAUGCAAAGCAUAAAACUGUGGUUUGAAAGUAUCCCAGGAGGGAACUGGAGAGGACACCUGACCAGCAUUAAAGACAG
Molecule: messenger RNA, 1049 nt
Organism: Acanthisitta chloris (rifleman)
Lineage: Eukaryota; Metazoa; Chordata; Aves; Passeriformes; Acanthisittidae
Product: mitochondrial ribonuclease P protein 3-like
Exons: 2
Biological process (GO): tRNA 5'-leader removal; mitochondrial tRNA 5'-end processing
Cellular component (GO): mitochondrial ribonuclease P complex
Molecular function (GO): protein binding; ribonuclease P activity
Source: RefSeq, a predicted model, not a curated record